UUAGUAAACACACACUCAUACACACACUCAAACUAUAUAUUCUCAGGUUUAAACCUGUUAUUCUAUGGUAGUUCUAGACAUCUUUUAAGCAUUCAAGUAAAAAGGAUCAGAAUAAAGAAGAUCACAAUGAAUAGGACUGUUAUAGAAGUGUUUGGCUUCUUGAUAUCCACCUUUGGUUGGUUUUUUGUGUCCUGCACAGUGGGAAUGGAUUAUUGGAGAGUUAGCUACAUAGGUGGUCAAGGAGGCUCAUGGAUCAUUAAAGCUGCAUGGUACUGGUCCACCCUUUGGAGAGACUGCUAUAUAGACACCAGCGAUGUCGCCAACUGCAGGGACUUUGACAUCAUGUGGGUUGUGAGACCUGGAAAUAGGUCAGAACAGGGAGCAAUACAGGCUGUGCGGGCAUUAUUGCUUCUUGGUAUGUUUCUGGGGUUAUUCGCUGCCAUAUUCUGCUUCAUUGGAAUGGACUGCACAUAUAUCGGUGGACAUGAGAAAACCAAGUACAAAAUAUUACUACUUGGAACCGUGCUUCAUUUUACAGGAGGUGUGUCUUGCCUUGCUGCUUAUUGCUUAUUCACAGGGAGACUGGGCACAAUAGUAUUUACACGCAUGCCUGAUGCACGCCUCCUAAGGUAUUAUAUAGGUCUUCCAGUAUUCUUUGGUUUGGUAGGCAGUGCUGGCAUACUCUUGGGCUCUGUUCUGUAUGCUGUGACUCUCUGCAGUGCCCUCAAAUCAAAUAGAGAAACGGGCAUUUCUGCUUCAAGAACUUACACAGUUCCUAGGACAUACAAGAGACAGAAGAAAGAUCAAACAUUAUACAUCAUAGACGAUGCAGCAUCAACUCAAUCUGAAUCCUCCAGCCAAUUGAGUAACCAAGCAUCAAGAAGAAGUUCUAUCAUUCUAGCUGACAGAGAUUCUUUUGUUUGAAUUUAGAGUGUGGACAAUGUCUCCAAAACUGUAAAUAUUAUUUGCUAACAUUAUAAGUGGAAAGUAACAAGCAAUGUGUACUCUUCUUACAGUAUAUCAUUCUUAAAUAAAAAAAGUCUACACAACCCUGCUAACAUAUUAGGACAUAAAGCCCACCCAGAUACUGCCAAAAGAAACAUACAAUCACCCCAAACCAUGUGGCCAAAUAUAAUAUGGUCUAAUGAGACCUAGGUGGAACCUUUGUCGUAAUAUUUUUUUAUACGGGCAAGAGUCAUUUUUUUGGUGCAAAAACAAAUGCGACUGCUCAUCACUCAAAGAACACCUUGAUGAAGCAUGAUGGUGGUAGCAUCAUUCUAUGGGGCUGCACAACAACAACCUUUAAUUUUAAUAGGGGAGUGUAGACUUUUUCUAUACAAUAUAGUUCACUGUAGUGUUUUUUUUGCAGUAAUGUUUGUGAGUAUAAUUAAAUUUUAGAAUGUUUACUUAAGAUUGUUUUUAAAAUAAAUUAAAUGCAAAUAUGCAAAAAAUAAUGCUACAUUUGACAUCAGAAGAGUGUAUGCCUAUUUAAAGACAAUAUACAAUAUAUGCAAAUAUUAUAUAAUCAAAAUAAAGCUGUG
Messenger RNA from Hemibagrus wyckioides, 1541 nucleotides. It is a transcript of the gene cldn10l2, whose product is annotated as claudin 10-like 2. Gene Ontology annotation, cellular component: bicellular tight junction; plasma membrane. Gene Ontology annotation, biological process: cell adhesion; bicellular tight junction assembly. Gene Ontology annotation, molecular function: structural molecule activity. NCBI's taxonomy places the organism in Eukaryota, Metazoa, Chordata, Actinopteri, Siluriformes, Bagridae. The transcript has 5 exons. Bases 127 to 924 code for a protein of 265 amino acids. The record is from RefSeq and is a predicted model, not a curated record.